Ogataea philodendri is the source of this 3687-nucleotide messenger RNA. RefSeq lists its product as uncharacterized. The record is from RefSeq and is a predicted model, not a curated record. The transcript has a single exon. Lineage: Eukaryota; Fungi; Ascomycota; Pichiomycetes; Pichiales; Pichiaceae. Bases 1 to 3687 code for a protein of 1228 amino acids. Gene Ontology annotation, biological process: regulation of protein stability; protein deubiquitination. Gene Ontology annotation, cellular component: cytosol; nucleus. Gene Ontology annotation, molecular function: protein binding; cysteine-type endopeptidase activity; cysteine-type deubiquitinase activity.
AUGAAUGGACUCAAUCCUGGAGUUCGCGAUGGAUACGAGCAAGAGAUCUCGUCUAGCGAGUCCUCAGAUUACCUGACUGAUAACGAAAAACAACCAAUUGACCAACAAGUGUCUGUCUCUGGGACCGCCGCUUCGAAACAUCACGACGCAUCUACACAAUCUCGCAACUUCACACAGUAUCUUGAUGAACCCCCAAAGGGAUACAGUAUCGACUCGGAGGGAUACCACACGUGGGAGAUUCCGGACCUGUCCGAAUUGAAGGAGGACAAGUAUUCUGGUCCUCGUUUCAAAGUCGGAGACGAUUUCGAGUUCAACCUCUUGGUGAUGCCUCCAACAAGAAAAAACGCUUCCGCAUACUCGGUCUACCUAGAAGCACAUCCACUGAAAGCGCCAGAGGAUGGUAAUUGGCACUGCUGUGUUCAGUUCGCCAUCGAUGCGUGGCUUCCUUCCGAUCCGACAGUGCACAAGUCCAAUAGCUCGUUUUACCGUUUCAACCCAAGAAUUACCGAUUGGGGAUUCGUGGGGCUUUUGAAUUCAAGACUAGCGUCUGACAUCAAGAUCCUCAAGUCCAAUUCCGUCAACAUCACCGCAUACGUCAGAGUGAUUGACGAUCACACCGGAGUUCUAUGGCACGAUUUCUUGGAAUACGAUUCGAAAAAGGAAACGGGAUAUGUUGGAAUCACCAAUCAAGGUGCAACUUGUUACCUCAACUCCCUCCUCCAGUCAUACUACUUCACCAAGAUCUUUAGAAAGAAAGUGUAUCAGAUUCCUACUCAGGACGAGAUCAGUUUCGGUUACAACUCUUUUCAACAAUAUCUGGAACAACCGAAGAGUGUCUCCUUAUCUUUGCAAAGGAUAUUCUACAGUCUCCAAACAUCAAACAAGCCGGUUGAUACUUUGGAACUCACACACUCCUUUGGAUGGAAUACCGCUGACGCUUUCACCCAGCACGAUGUGCAGGAACUCAACCGUAUCCUUAUGGAUAGAUUGGAGUCGAAAAUGAAAAAUACAGAGAUUGAAGGGUGUCUUAACGACAUUUUUGUGGGUAAAAUGAAGAGUUUUAUCCGUUGCAUCAACGUGGAUUACGAAAGUAGUCGUACCGAAGAUUUUUGGGAUAUUCAAUUGAACGUGAAGAACAUGAAAAACAUCAAGGAGUCCUUUGACAAUUACGUCGAGCUUGAAUUGUUGAAUGGUGACAACAAAUAUGACGCUUCUGGAUUUGGUUUACAGGAUGCAGAAAAAGGUGUCGUGUUUGAGGCUUUCCCGUCUGUUCUUCAUUUGCAACUGAAAAGGUUUGAGUACGAUUUUGAGUACGAUCAACUUGUGAAGGUCAACGACAGAUACGAAUAUUUUGACUCCCUGGAUUUGAAGCCUUAUUUGGACAAAGACACAGAAGCGUACAACGAGAAUUGGGAGUACGAGCUGCAAGGUGUUUUGGUCCACCAGGGAGAUGUCUCUGUUGGCCACUACUAUGCUAUGAUCAAGCCAACAACAAAGGACGAGUGGUUCAGAUUCGAGGACGACAGAGUCUGGAGGGUGACUCCGCAUGAAGUCUUUGAAGGUAAUUUUGGAGCAGACACCCUUACUGUUGACCCAAGAAAGUUGACAAGAGAACAACAGCAAGAAUACCAACUCAAGAGACACACUUCAGCGUACAUGUUGGUGUAUAUCCGCAAGAACAAGAUUCAAGAGGUUCUUGGAGAGGUCACCGAUGCAGAUGUGCCAGCUCAUAUAUCCAAGCAGAUCAAGUUUGAACAGGACGAGUAUGAGAGAUUACGCAAAGAGCAAGAAGAAAUGCAUUUGUAUGCCAACUUCAAAGUGUACACAAACAAGGGAUUCUUGAAGUACGAGGGCUUUGAUUUAGGACCAAACGAAGAGGACAGACUUAACUACUCCGCCGACUUGUUUGAUCCUGAAUCAUCGUCUCUCAAAUUCCGGGUGCUGAAGUCUGAGCCGUUUUCGAAAGUUUAUGAGUUGUUGGCCGAGAAACUUGGAUACACGCCAGACCAGGCGAGCCAAUUCAGACUCUGGACGAUUCUGAGCCGUCACAACUUUGCAUACCGUCCUUACGUGCCGAUUCCUCGCCACUUUGACGACGCAAGAAACACAGAGAUCACAGUGGGUCAAAUAGUGAAGCACACGGAGUCGCUUACGUCCAAACGCAAGAAGACAAACCAGAGCUCCCAGCUGAUUUUAUACCUUGAAGAAGCAGCCAAGGAGUUGAAGUAUCUGUCCAACGGAUUCUUUGAGCUCAAGUCCAAACACAAAGUUCCUUCCGACUUGGACAGUUUGGAGCCAUUUGAGGACAGAUUCAAAAAGAUUGUCGAGAUUGUCACUUCAGAGUACAGCGUUCCUAAGUUCGAGUCUGUUUCUGAUGCAUCUGAUAAAGUCAUGCUGUUUGUGAAGUACUUUGACCAAAAAAACCAAUCUGUCAGAGGAAUCACCCAUGUGAUUGCGCCCGCUGAGAACCAGAUUGAGUACCUCACUGAACUGCUGAACAACUUUAUGGGAUUCGACAUGAACACCUCUUUGAGAUUCUAUGAAGAGUUCGGCCCAAACCAGGUCCAAUGGUUGAACCCGUCAAAGAGUUUCUACAAGUCUGAAUUAGGAAACGGGGAUAUUAUCUGUUUCACCAAAGCUGAGAGCGAGCUUCACCCUGAUCCAGACGUUGAGUUGAAAACAGUGGAGGAUAUCUACGAUUUCAUGGCUAACAGAUGUCAUUUCAGAAUCUCACCUCUGGUGAAAGCCGACGAGGAUGAGGAGGAAUACGUCAAGAUCGCAGACGAGGAGGACGCAGGUGAUUCCAAGAAGUCUUUGUCGUCUAAAUCGUCCAACAAAGAAUUCGAGAUUUGGUUUUCCACAAUGUCCAACUAUAAAGCAUUGGCAGAAAAGAUUGGAGCCCAGAUCAACGUUGAUCCCGACUAUUUGAGACUGUUCAUUCUCGGACACUCGAAUCAACGGAUUCCUCUGAGAAGAGAAACCGUGUUCAGACGUCUGAUCGACAAGAUUCCGAAGUCGCAAACGCUGGAUCUGCAGUACGAAGUGCUGAACGUGACUCUUGCCGAGUUCGAGGAAAUGAAACUGUGCCGUGUGUCUUGGGUGGGUCAAGGAAUCUGCCGUGAACAGAAACACGAGUUUUUCCUUCCUAAAUCAAGCACGAUCGAUAAUCUGAUCGACCGGUUGCAAACGAAAGUCAACAUAAAGCCGGACGAAAGAAACGACCUCAUAUGUUGGGCACCAGACCGUCACGUGAGACUGAGUGUCUAUCCGCUAGACACCACCAUUGAUGCCUUUGACCAGCUGGUGAUUGGAAACUUUCCGAAGUACAAGGAGAUUUUGGACCACGGGUCAAGAACUUCGAAAUUGGUGACAGGAUUUCAAUUUUUCGGGCGGAUCACCAGUGCUCAUGGUCUACCGUUUGUGUUUGACUUGGUGAAGGGUGAGCCGUUAUCUCAGACCAAGGUGAGACUACACAAGCUGCUUGGAUUGAGUGACAAGGAGUUCAAUAGUGUUCGAGUUGGAAUCACAGACCUAAAAGACGUCGAGUACCUUGACUCCGAGGACACAGACUCAAUUGAGCUUUUCGAUGUUCUCAAUUCGCCAGAUAUCCAGAUUUGUGUUGACCAUCCUGACCGCACAGUGAGAAAAGGCGCUGUUUUUGAGCCGUCGAUCUUUAUAAGGGAGUAA